AUGACCAUGACGUUGGACACUUCCCAGCAGCAGCGGUUCGCCCCUCCGUUGAACUUCGACUACGGGGCGCACGCACAACCGCCAGCAUUCUCAAACCCUUGGUCCUCUGCUUCCUCGCCUCCGCAGUCGGCCGCCACCUCUGGAAACCCUCUCUUCGUUCACGGCCAGCAGCCGCCUGCCUUGAGCCACCACAGCAUGAUGGCCGCAAAGCCUCCACCAGGCCGUGCCAGCACCAGCAGCGCCUCUUCCAUGGCCUCCUAUGGAUCGAUGCCCGUACCUACCAGUUCCUCAGACAUCAUGAGCCUGAGCAGAAUGCAGACCACGUCCGCAGCGUACGGUGAUCCUUCAUACACUACUUCAGCGUCGCCCGUCAGUGGUCACUUCGCGCCCACGUCGGCUCCGCCCUACGAGGCGAUGGGCUACGCGCCGGCACCAGCCCGCCAACACUUUAGCCUGGGCCCUGAGCCUGACACUGCCCGACGAUACUCCCAUCACCAAAGCAUACCUGCCCCCGAUGAUCGAAGGAGCUUCGCGGAUGCCCUCGAUGCCAGCCAUGGCAUGCUCGCUAUGAGCCAGGAAACCCCUCGAAACAUCUACGGCAGCCGCAAUGACCGGUCGUCCGUUGACUCGUAUCCCUUCCCGUCUACGCACUCGACAAGCUCCUCCAUCUCGUCAAGCGGCAAUUUCAGUUCCUACUACGGCGAUUCGGUGUCAGAUUAUUCGACCGCCGGGUCUGACAUUGAGUCCGUCAACUCGCGAACCCUGCCACGACCCCAAGGCCUGAUGGGUUCCCAAAUUCCGCCGGCGCCCCAGUCCAUGAUGGGCCAGUUCAGCUCCAAGGUUUCGUCGAGCACGCAGAAGAAGCACAAGUGCAAAGUUUGCGACAAGCGCUUCACUCGCCCUAGUUCUCUCCAGACGCAUAUGUAUAGCCACACUGGCGAAAAGCCCUUCGCAUGCGAGGUUGAGGGGUGCGGUCGUCAUUUCUCAGUUGUGUCCAACCUCAGGCGCCAUCGCAAGGUGCACCGCGGGGACGCUCGAUCGGAAGCAGGCUCCGAGGACCACCAGUCGGAUUAA
This is a messenger RNA of Purpureocillium lilacinum, 1074 nucleotides long. Lineage: Eukaryota; Fungi; Ascomycota; Sordariomycetes; Hypocreales; Ophiocordycipitaceae. The record is from RefSeq and is a predicted model, not a curated record.